AUGGGUGCUAUGGCUAACUUGAAAGAGAAACUUGUGAAAUUGAAGAGGUUCUUGUCCGGAGAGCCUGUUGAGGGCGAGACCUACGAAAAAUCCCCCGAUGUCAAAGACUUGCCCCACAUGAAGGACGCGGACGGCAAGCUGAUCGCUGUCUCUUCGGGAAACCGCGAGCUUUCCCCAGUGCUCAGCGCCAAGCUCAACAUCCAGAACUCCCAAGGGUUGAGCAAGAGCGGUUCGCGUAACGAGCCUAUCGACUCGCGUUUCAGCGGCGAAGAUAAGAUCGCCGCAUGA
Molecule: messenger RNA, 288 nt
Organism: Lachancea thermotolerans CBS 6340
Lineage: Eukaryota; Fungi; Ascomycota; Saccharomycetes; Saccharomycetales; Saccharomycetaceae
Product: KLTH0E05148p
Exons: 1
Coding region: 1-288 (95 amino acids)
Source: RefSeq, a predicted model, not a curated record